Molecule: messenger RNA, 414 nt
Organism: Talaromyces atroroseus
Lineage: Eukaryota; Fungi; Ascomycota; Eurotiomycetes; Eurotiales; Trichocomaceae
Product: Acyl carrier protein, mitochondrial
Exons: 6
Coding region: 1-414 (137 amino acids)
Biological process (GO): fatty acid biosynthetic process
Cellular component (GO): mitochondrion
Molecular function (GO): acyl carrier activity; acyl binding
Source: RefSeq, a predicted model, not a curated record
AUGUUCCGCUCUGCCGUUGUGCGCUCGCUCAGAGCUUCGGUCCCUCGCACCAUCCGGGCCUCUGCUGCUCGUCAGAUUCAGAUCACUCCUGCUGUUCGCCCAUCUCAAUUCGUCCCUGUUUUCCAGUCUCAGUCUCUCCGCUUCUACUCUGCUCCCGCCAGCCUGUCCAAGGAUGAAGUUGAGGGCCGUAUAGUCAACUUGUUGAAGAACUUCGAUAAGGUCAACGAUGCCAGCAAGAUUACUGGUGUCUCUCAUUUCACGAACGACUUGGGCUUGGACAGCCUUGAUGUUGUCGAGGUGGUGAUGGCUGUUGAGGAGGAAUUCAGCAUUGAAAUCCCCGACAAGGACGCCGAUGCCAUCCACAGCGUCGAGCAAGCUGUUACCUACAUUCUCUCUCAGCCUGAUGCCCAUUAA